UGGAGUGCCAAGUGUCAAAGUAAAAAUCAAAAUACACAACAUAACAUAACCUCGCAAUCAUACUAAAAAACUAAUGAAUACCGCUGUGUUUUGUUUAUAUAUAUAAUUACUUUCUAUUAUGGCGUUAUGGACAUGGGGUGCUAACUCACAUGGACAAUUAGGUGUGGGUAUUGCAAAUGAACAAAUAGAGAAACCAACAAAAGUUGAAGUACAUUUGUAUCACUGUAAAAUAAACCAAAUAGCUUGUGGAGGUGGUCAUACACUCCUUUUAGACAAUGAGGGCAAACUCUAUGCUUGUGGAUGGAAUUCAAAACUACAACUAGCGAGAGAAACUGAAGUACAUAAGUUAGAACGAACAUGGCCGUUAAGUGGUGUUACUUUUACAAACAUAGUUUGCGGCUGGGACUUCAGCUGUGGAGUAACAGAUGACCAUUUCUUAAUUGUUUGGGGUUCCAAUUCAUAUGGCCAACUAGGUGUACCAACAACUCCUAAAGAAUACUUUUCAGAGAUCAUGAAACCUAUUAGACUUCCAAUUAAUGCUGUUCUAGUCUCUAUGGGCCUAAGACAUACAGCCAUAGUAAACUCUAAAGGCGAAGUGUGGACUACAGGAUGUGGCAGGCAUGGACAACUUGGAUUAGGGACCAGUGUAUUGUCUUCUGACAGGUUCCAAAAAGUAGAGGGUGUUGGUAAAAUUUCUCACAUAGCCUGUGGGCAAAAUCAUACUGUAGCUUGGUGUUCAGAGGAGAGAGCCUUAUAUGUAUGGGGAGACAAUAAACAUGGCCAGCUCUUACUAUGUUCUGAAAAAUAUAAAAAGAUAUAUACACCAAACAAAAUUGAUAUUGAUGUAAAACAAAAAGUGAAAAAGUUAUUAAGUGGAUGGACUAAUGUAUUAUUAUGGCUGGAAGAUGGUAGUCUUUUAGCAUGGGGCAGAAAUAACAAUGGACAACUGGGCACAGAUAAAGCUGUCCCACCAGGAACAUUCACACAUAUCAAGCUUCCAGAGGGUAGAGAAGUACAAGAUGUUGCAGUAGGUUCUGAGCACACUAUUUGUUUAGCAACGGACAAUACUCUCUGGGCUUGGGGCUGGAAUGAACAUUUCAACACAGCCAUUGAUUUAGGACACCAAAUAGUAAAACCAACUUUAGUGCCUUUAGAAAUAGAUAAGAAUCAAAAAAUUACACAAAUCUAUGCUGGUGGAGCUCAAAAUUUCGUUGUGAUUGAAGAAUAAGUAAAAACUAUAAUUUUAUUAUCUGUGAUAGGCCAUAGGCACACCCAACAGUGAAAUCAUUGUGUAAUCAUAAAUGACUCAUACUAGUCCAUAUUGCGAGUUGCAAAUGCCUUAGAAAUACAAUAAUAAUUUGCAUGCGCAUUUGUAAUUGUUUUUUAUAUGCAAAGGGUAUUUAUGUUUAUUAAGAACAAUGUAAAGAUAUUUGAAAAACUUAUAAUUAAGAAAAUGUAUUGUAGUUUUAAGUAUUUACAUCAGUUGUCUAGUGAUUACUUAGUUUUUUUAUUGAAUUAUUGAAGCCCUGCCACUCUUGUAUACAAAUAUUAUUGUUUUACAUGAUUCAUCUAGAAUUGUUAGCCGAUAAGCAUUAUAAUGAUGAUGAUGCAAGCAUGCAGAUGCUUAAUAAAGUCCACAAGGAACUAUUAUUUACCCUUGUGCUUUUAUCUAAUCAAUAAAGGUAUACAAUCUGUUGAUUAUCUUCAAGAUUUAAUUUCUCGUUUAAUUUCAUCCUAUUUACAGUAUAUUAUAUGGUUUUAUAAAUAAAACAAUACAUCAUUUGCA
Messenger RNA from Spodoptera litura, 1786 nucleotides. Its product is annotated as secretion-regulating guanine nucleotide exchange factor. Lineage: Eukaryota; Metazoa; Arthropoda; Insecta; Lepidoptera; Noctuidae. The record is from RefSeq and is a predicted model, not a curated record. Gene Ontology annotation, molecular function: guanyl-nucleotide exchange factor activity. Gene Ontology annotation, cellular component: cytoplasm.